AUGGCAUCUCCUGCCAAUUCUUUUGUGGGAACGCCAUAUUGGAUGGCCCCAGAAGUAAUUUUAGCCAUGGAUGAAGGACAGUAUGAUGGCAAAGUAGAUGCAUGGUCUCUUGGAAUAACAUGUAUUGAACUAGCGGAAAGAAAGCCUCCUUUAUUUAAUAUGAAUGCAAUGAGUGCCUUAUAUCACAUAGCCCAAAAUGAAUCCCCUACACUACAGUCUAAUGAAUGGUCUGAUUAUUUUCCCAACUUUGUAGAUUCUUGCCUCCAGAAAAUCCCUCAAGAUCGCCCUACAUCAGAGGAACUUUUAAAGCACAUGUUUGUUCUUCGGGAGCACCCUGAAACAGUGUUAAUAGAUCUCAUUCAAAGGACAAAGGAUGCAGUAAGAGAGCUGGACAAUCUGCAAUAUAGAAAAAUGAAGAAACUCCUUUUCCAGGAGGCACAUAAUGGACCAGCAGUAGAAGCACAGGAAGAAGAAGAGGAACAAGAUCAUGGUGUUGGACGGACAGGAACAGUGAAUAGUGUUGGAAGUAAUCGGUCUAUUCCCAGUAUGUCCAUUAGUGCCAGUAGCCAAAGCAGUAGUGUUAACAGUCUUCCAGAUGCCUCGGAUGACAAGAGUGAGCUAGACAUGAUGGAGGGAGAUCAUACAGUGAUGUCUAAUAGUUCUGUCAUCCACUUAAAACCCGAGGAAGAAAAUUAUAGAGAAGAGGGAGAUCCUAGAACAAGAGCAUCAGAUCCACAAUCUCCACCCCAAGUAUCUCGUCACAAAUCACACUAUCGUAAUCGAGAACACUUUGCUACUAUAUGGACAGCAUCACUGGUUACAAGGCAAAUGCAAGAACAUGAGCAGGACUCUGAACUUAGAGAACAAAUGUCUGGCUAUAAGAGAAUGAGGCGACAACACCAAAAGCAGCUGAUGACUCUAGAAAAUAAGCUAAAGGCUGAGAUGGAUGAACAUCGCCUCAGAUUAGAUAAAGAUCUUGAAACUCAACGUAACAAUUUUGCUGCAGAAAUGGAGAAACUUAUCAAGAAACAUCAGGCUGCUAUGGAAAAAGAGGCUAAAGUGAUGGCCAAUGAGGAGAAAAAAUUCCAGCAACAUAUUCAGGCCCAACAGAAGAAAGAACUGAAUAGCUUUUUGGAGUCUCAGAAGAGAGAAUACAAACUUCGAAAAGAACAGCUUAAGGAGGAGCUAACUGAAAACCAGAGCACUCCAAAACAAGAAAAACAGGAGUGGCUUUCACAGCAGCAGGAUAAUGUACAGCACUUCCAAGCAGAAGAAGAGGCUAAUCUUCUUCGACGGCAGAGACAAUACCUAGAGCUGGAGUGCCGCCGCUUCAAGAGAAGAAUGUUACUUGGACGCCGUAACUUAGAGCAGGACCUUGUCAGGGAGGAGUUAAAUAAAAGGCAGGCCCAAAAGGACUUCGAGCAUGCCAUGCUACUGCGACAACAUGAAUCCAUGCAAGAACUGGAGUUUCGUCACCUCAACACAAUUCAGAAGAUGCGCUGUGAGUUGAUCAGAUGACAGCAUCAAACUGAGCUCACUAACCAGCUGGGAUAUAAUAAGCGAAGAGAACGGGAACUAAGGCGAAAGCAUGUCAUGGAGGUUCGACAGCAGCCUAAGAGCCUGAAGUCUAAAGCACUCCAAAUAAAAAAGCAGUUUCAGGACAGCUGCAAAAUCCAAACCAGACAGUACAAAGCAUUAAGAAAUCACCUACUGGAGACUACACCAAAGAGUGAGCACAGCCGAAACCGUGAGCACAAAGCUCUUCUGACACGGCUCAAGGAGGAGCAGACCCGGAAGUUAGCCAUCGUGGCUGAGCAGUGUGACCACAGCGUUAAUGAAAUGCUAUCCACACAAGCCCUGCGUUCGGAUGAAGCACAGGAAGCAGAGUGCCAGGUUUUGAAGAUGCAGCUGCAGCAGGAGCUGGAACUGUUGAAUUCGUAUCAGAGCAAAAUCAAGAUGCAAGCCGAGGCACAACAUGAUCCAGAGCUUCGGGAGCUUGAACAAAGGGUCUCCCUACGAAGGGCACUCUUAGAACCAAAGACUGAAGAAGAGAUGUUGGCUUUGCAGAAUGAACGCACAGAAUGAAUACGAAGCCUGCUGGAGCGUCAAGCCAGAGAAAUCGAAGCUUUUGACUCUGAAAGUAUGAGACUGGGUUUUAGUAACAUGGUCCGUUCUAGUCUCUCCCCUGAGGCAUUCAGCCACAGUUACCCAGGAGCUUCUGGUUGGUCUCACAACCCUACUGGGCGUCCAGGACCUCACUGGGGUCAUCCCAUGGGUGGCCCACCUCAAGCUUGGGGCCAUCCGAAAGGUGGACCCCAGCCAUGGGGUCACCCCUCAGGGCCAAUGCAAGGGGUGCCCCGAGGUAGCCGUAUGGGGGUCCGCAACAGCCCUCAGGCUCUGAGGCGAACAGCUUCUGGGGGACGGACGGAGCAGGGCAUGAGCGGAAGCACGAGUGUCACCUCACAGAUCUCCAGUGGGUCACAUCUGUCUUAUACAUAG
This is a messenger RNA of Myotis myotis, 2499 nucleotides long. RefSeq names its product serine/threonine-protein kinase TAO1-like. The record is from RefSeq and is a predicted model, not a curated record. NCBI's taxonomy places the organism in Eukaryota, Metazoa, Chordata, Mammalia, Chiroptera, Vespertilionidae. Gene Ontology annotation, molecular function: protein kinase activity; ATP binding. Gene Ontology annotation, biological process: execution phase of apoptosis; protein phosphorylation.